AUGGCACGGGUGGACAGAAAACUGGAGGGCUGGAAGGAGCAGUUAAUUUCGAAGGCGGGGAAAGAAGUACUAAUAAAAAUGGUUGUUCAGGCUCUUCCCCAAUAUGCCAUGAAUAUAUUCAAAAUACCCCUGUCCAUUUGUCGAGCGAUUGAAAGGAAAAUUUCAGAUUUCUGGUGGAGGAAGAAUGCAGUACAAAGAGGUAUUCACUGGAAGAGUUUGGAUGUCUUAAAGAGGAGAAAGGACCAAGGUGGAUUGGGAUUUAGAGAUUUAAUGGAACUUAACAAGGCAAUGCUGGGGAAACAAGCCCUCGGAGACUCCAUCAAAAUCCGUGAGGCCUUAUGGAGCAGAAUGUUUAAAGGACUCUACUUCCCUAAUGGUAGCCUAUGGACUGCUACUAAGGGCGCUAGACCAUAA
This is a messenger RNA of Eucalyptus grandis, 414 nucleotides long. RefSeq lists its product as uncharacterized. NCBI's taxonomy places the organism in Eukaryota, Viridiplantae, Streptophyta, Magnoliopsida, Myrtales, Myrtaceae. The transcript has a single exon. The coding region runs from base 1 to 414 and encodes 137 amino acids. The record is from RefSeq and is a predicted model, not a curated record.